Molecule: messenger RNA, 1888 nt
Organism: Sorghum bicolor (sorghum)
Lineage: Eukaryota; Viridiplantae; Streptophyta; Magnoliopsida; Poales; Poaceae
Product: protein PNS1
Exons: 3
Coding region: 61-1569 (502 amino acids)
Biological process (GO): transmembrane transport
Cellular component (GO): membrane
Molecular function (GO): transmembrane transporter activity
Source: RefSeq, a predicted model, not a curated record
AAGCCGCGGACACUAGAGACAGAGAGACACGCACAGGGAAAAGGCGCGUGGGGCGGCCGGAUGGCGAGGCAGGGCGGCGCCGGCGGCGAGAUCACGGCGGCUUUCUCAGGCGGCGGUGGCAUUGCCGGGACUUCCACGGCCCGCACGACGCCGGUGGCGAGCCCGUACCAGGCGGCGGUUGAAAUUGAAGAGCAAAUUUAUUCUCCAGCAUUUGGCAACAUUGAGGUCCAGGAUAGUCGUGGUUGCUGCAGUGGUUUCACAGGCAGAGUAACAAAGUUGCUGUUCAUCUUUCAUCUGCUUGCUUUCAUUGCCCUCACAGCAUUCCUAGGCGUCCAGGCCUCUUCCCACCAGAACCCUGCCUACAAGCCCUUCUCCAACUUCAUUCCUCUGGUAUCCUCUGUCAUAGUAUCCACAAUUGCUGCCUGCUUCUGGGUUAUCCUUGCUGUCACAAACCCUCCAAAAGCCAUCAAGACCUCUCUCUGGGCUGCCCCUGUUUCUGCACUUGCUUGUGAUGUAGUCAUACUUCUAGUUGGUAAUACUGCUGCACUUGGUAUAGGAGCGCUCGUAGUUGUAUUUGCAAUCGCAGCAGGAUUAUACAGUUGUUGGGCCACUGGUCCACGUCUUAAGCAUGCCUCUGAUAUGCUUUCUGUUUCUGUCAUCGGAGCACAUUUACCGCCUACUACUUCAUGCCUUGUUGUCUAUGUCCUUCUUGCAACGUUUGGGUAUAUGGCCUUCUGGACAGUUGCCAUCAGCUGCAUUGCUGCUGCAGAAGGGCACUUCAUGAACUACCGGAUGGCUUAUGUGGCAGCACUUCUAGUGAGCAUGGCAUGGACCAUGCAGGUACUGCGCUACAUUGUCUAUGUGGCAGUGGCAAAACUGGCACAUGGACGUCUCAUCUAUGGGAUUCGCAUCCCGGGUGGUGCUGUGGAUGCAUUGUGUGACACGAUAUUUGGACCAGCCUUUGGGGACAUAUGCAUGGGUGCAAUGGCUGUGCCGGUGAACUCAGCAGUGCGGGGAUUUGCUCGAGCAAUGAAAACGGCAACUGGGGGCAAUGACGAGUUCAUUUUCUCAGGACAGGGCUGCUGCUUUACUGUAUCAGAGAAGAUGCUGGGACGUGCUAACCGUUGGGGUUUUGUGCACGUGGGGGCGCGGGGGAAAGCAUUCUGUGUGGCUUCGCGGGAUGUGUGGUCACUUUUUGUUCUCCGUGGUGUAGCAGAGCUUGUUGAUUCAGACCUCACUGGUUCAUUCUGCUUCCUUUCUUCGGUUACAUCAGGCGCAUUGGCCUCACUGGUUUCUGGAUCAUGGGCACUAGCCAUGGAUAAAGAUCAGAAGAAACUAGCUUUGCCCAUAUCCAUCUAUGCAUUCCUAGUCGGUUAUUAUAUGUGCCGGAUGAUGAUCGCGUGGCCACAAGCAUGUGUGGCUGCAUACCAUGUCGCGUAUGCAGAGAACCCGCAGAACCCUCAGCUGGGCACGCUGAUACCAGAACAUCUGCACGAGCUCGAAGCAAUGGCGGCAGAUCAAGAUCGUCCCAGAGUUAUCCAUUCUUCUGACGACAUCGACAAUUCAUAGAUUCUUCCAUUCUUUCAGUCAUUUCCCCCCUGGUCCCUAGAGGGUAGACACCUCGGCUGCAGACAGAUGCAUGCUGAUGGUUGAGGACUGCUGCUAGGCUGCUGGCUGGUGCAGAUGAUAGUGUGUGCUUAGUUCUGUAGAUAUUGGUCAAGUGGACAACUGGGGAAAAAAAGUGGUUAGAAUCCAGACAAAAAGCUCAUAGAAGUACAGAGUUUAGUAAAUCAAACAAAAAUGCAGAAUUAGAUCAUUGUUUCAGAUUCUCCCGGAGGCGCGCGUGUUCUUGUCGUCGCACUGACACUGAGGUCCCUGUGCUUGUGCC